GCGAGUGUGGCAUCGGCAACGCAUGAGCACUGUUAUUCCUAUUAAAAUCUACAGCGGACCUUACGUUAUUACUGUACGACAAUCGUAGAACGGCGGGAUUAUGGUUGUCAAGAAGGAGCAGAGACGUGGAAGAAGACAAAGCAUAUAGCGGGGCCUGUGUUUGCACUGCGGACUCCGCCUCAGCCCCCGGGGGCCUCGCAUGACCGCCCAGCGUCCGGCCUCAGAGAACGGGGAGAGGGGGGUACCUGUCGUCUGACCUGUGAGGUCUCGCUCCUUCACUCCGGGCUCCGCCGCUCCUCUCCGCUCCUGCCCCUGUGACGGCGCGCCGCUCUUCCCACACCGCCAUCCCUUCAGCGGCUCCCCGCGCUGCCAUUGGUUAGGCUCGCUAAUCGAUUGCGUUCAGUCACGGUUCUUAAGCGGAUCAGAGAACGCCUUCACCUGCCGGGGGAGGAGUGACAGCGCACUGCACGUGAGGCUCCAUGGCGGUCCUCUGAUGUCUCCGCUGUGGUGAAUACCGUGCCCAGCCCACUGUUUCCGACAGCCAAUCAGGGAGCCCAUGGAGGGCUUCCCGGUCCACUGAACCACAGUGCAGGCCCGAGCUGGUACCGGAACCAUGUCUGCCUGCAACACCUUCACCGAGCAUGUGUGGAAACCCGGCGAGUGCAAGAACUGCUUCAAGCCCAAGAACCUGCACCGUCUGGCCGAGGGGGGCCCCAAGAAGAGCGGGGCCCCUGAACGGGCCGCGCCCCGACAGAACCCGCCUCCUUCCGGAGGGAGACCCAACGCCAACCUCAGUGGGAGCGGAGCCGGGUACCAGCGGGGCGGAGUGUCCACCCGUUCCGGAAGCUUCCGGCCCCCGGUGGCCAAGAAGCCCACCAUCGCGGUCAAGCCCACCAUGAUGCUGCCCUGCGCGGGGGGGGUGCUGGACACCGAGGGCAACCCGUCUCCCGGAGACGCGGGCGAGGGCCCCAAAACCUCGGCGUUCACCGUGUGGAACCGCAACGGGCUGAACCGCAAGCGGCCGGGCGGGCUGAACAACAACGAGGGCGAGGGCGACGCGGACGAGAUCCAGGGCUACGGCCCCCGCGCCUGCCGCGUGCCCCUCAGCCCCCCCGGGGGGAGCGGCAACAACAACAACAACGGGCUGACGGACGUCCUGAAGGAGAUCGCAGGCCUGGUGCCCAGCUCCACGGGCGGGAGCUCCAGAGACUUGUUUCUGGGGCGCAUCGGGUCCUCCUACAGGCGCUCCCUGGAGAGGGGUCUGCCGGCGGCCGGCUGCCUGGCUCUGGGGGGGCGAGAGGGGGGUCAAGAAGGGGGUCGCAAGCGCGUGUCCCUGAGCGACAGCGCUGAGGUCAUCAGCGCCGAGGGCGGCCGCUUCUGCUACCCGGAGUUCUCCAGCGAAGGGGAGGACGACGAAGACGAGGAUGAGGAGGAGGAGGAAGAGGAGGACAGCGAGGGGCGCGGGGAGCACGAGAGCUGGGACGAGAGCGACGAGGAGCUGCUGGCCAUGGAGAUCCGCAUGCGAGGCCAGCCCCGCUUCGCCCACUUCCGCGCCGCCACCCUCUCCCCCGUGCCCUUCGCCGCCGGCAAGAAGUGGAACACCGUGCCCAUCCGGAACCGCUCCCUGCAGCGGCUCUGCGCUGUGGACUAUGACGACGGCCUCAACGGCUACCCCUCCAUGAGUGACUCCAACGGCCUGCAGGGGGCCUUCUACUCCAGCCCGGACCCCACCACCUCCCCCGAGUCCUCCUCCUCCCUGCCCGAGGACUCGCGCACUGCCACCUCCUCCAGCAGCAGCAGCAGCAUCGCUCCCUGUGGCCUGUCUAACGGACUGCACUCUCCGGCCGCGCCUCCCCCCCGGGAGCAGCCCCCCAGAGAGCAGCCCCAUAGAGAGCAGCCCCCCAGAGAGCAGCCCCAUAGAGAGCAGCCCCCCAGAGAGCAGCCCCCCAGGGCCCUGCGCUCCCCCCGGGCCACUGAGACCCACAAGGCCGUGCUGGCCAUCCGCCUGGAGGACCAGGAGGGGCAGAAGGACGGGGCUCCCCUGCCCAUGGCGCACCCCGGCCAGCCGAUCACCAUCAGCUUCAGCCCCACAGAGGAGCAGGCUCGGCCCUACCGCGUGGUCAACCUGGAGAAGCCACCCGUCUGCAAGCCUUACACUGUGGUGGACGUGUCUGCAUCUAUGGCCAGCACCGACAGCCCGGCCCCUAAACCCAAGGGGCCCUCUGUCUCAUCCCCUACCUCUGCCUCCAACCCCUGCUCCCCAUUGGGUCAGCCAAUGUCCCCUCUGGGUCAGCCAAUGUCCCCACUGGGUCAGCCAAUGUCCCCACUCGGACAGCCAAUGUCCCCUAUUUCCCUGGCGAUGGCCACACCUUCAUCACUGCUCAACGGCUCCCGUAAGAAGUCCAGCAGCAUCCGCUACCAGGAGGUGUGGACCUCCAGCACCAGCCCCCGACAGAAGCUGCCCAGGGUGGAGCCGGCGGGCGCAGCAGGGGUCCCAGGGCCAGCCAUCCCGCCCAGAUACUGCAGCCACAAAUCGGCCCCCACCUCGCCCACAGCGGGCCUCUCUUCCUCGUCCCGCACGGUGCCGGUGAAGUCGCCCAAUCUGUCGGAGAUAAAGUUCAACAGCUACAACAACGCCGGCAUGCCCCCGUUCCCCAUCAUCAUCCGAGAUGAGCCGGCCUACCCCCGCGGCUCCAAGAAUGCCGUCAAGGUGCCCAUCGUCAUCAACCCCAGCGCCUACGACAACCUGGCCGUCUACAAGAGCUUCCUGGGCCUUAGCGGGGAGCCGCCCCAGUCAGGCGGCAGGGUGGCCAGCCACACCUACGAGGAGAUCGGGUCCUCCGAAAGCGUUCAGACCGCCACCCCUACCACCUCGCCUUCUACAGAAGCCCCCCCUGGAGGGAAGGUGGAGUCUCCGUGCGGGGAGGACAGGAAGGUCAGCCCAGUGGCGCAGAAGAUCCACGAACUCAACGGAAGAACCACUACGGACUACACCACUGUGAACGCCUCUGUCUCUAUGGGCUCUGCGCCUGCUGCCAUGGCAACGGCCACCCUUUCCGCGCAGGCGGGCACCUUGGCCAAGAGCACCGCCCCGGGCCGGUACCGGAAGGGGAGCGGGGACACGGCGGGGGCCGGUACGGCACCCGGAGGCCUGGGGACGGGGACGAGCCACCGGGAGAAGGCCAGCACCGUCCUGUCCCAGAUCGUGGCCUCCAUCCAGCCCCCGCGGUCCCCGCCCGAAUCGCCCGCCGCGCAGAGCAGGACCUGCAGCGCGGAGGAGCUGUACGCCCUGCCGCCCGACGCCAAGGAGACGCUCAGCCGGCCCAAGUCCCUCUUCACCUCCGCCGCCGAGGGCUGUCUGUCCAAACCCAGGAAGGACACGCUCCCCAAGCAGCUCCCCAAAUCACACAGCGCCUCGGCAGCCAGCCCCACCACCGGGCCCGCCCCCACCCCACCCACAAGCCCCAAGUCAGAGCCCAACGCCCCCUUCCCUCCCCCCAGGUCCACCUCGUCCCCCUACCACGCCAGCAACCUCCUCCAGAGACACUUUGGGAACUGGGCCAAGCCGGCGGCAGCGGGAGCCGGCGGUCGCCCCAGCGACGGGGAGACCAGCCCGGGCAGCGGGGGCGAGGGGGGCAGGCGGGCGGCGGCGGCCGAAACCGCCAAGCCCAAGCGCUGGAUCUCCUUCAAGAGCUUCUUCCGCCGGCGGAAGGACGAGGAGGAGCAGCGGGAGCGGGCGGAGCGCGAGAAGGAGAAGGGCAAGCUGGUGGGGCUGGACGGCACCGUCAUCCACAUGCUGCCGCCCCCGCCCAUACAGCGCCACCACUGGUUCGCCGAGGCCAAGACCGACGACCCCACCCAGAAGCCCACUCUCAUCUUCACCUACAGGCCCGAGGGGGGCGCCGGCGCCGAGGACGGCGGCCCGGAGGAGACCAUCGAGACCACACAGCCGCUCCCCAUCCAGGAGGAGGCCCAGGAGCCCGCCCCGCUGUCCCCGGGGUCCCCAGGGCCGGCCGGGGAGGGGCAGAGCGAUAAGGACAUCAGCCAGGUCCCCAAACAUGGGCCCAGCCGGGGGCCCAGGGAGGGCCCUGAGACCAGGGGUCCCCCUGUGGCCUCUCUCCCCGUACAGACGGGCAUCUCACCGCGGGAGGAGAGUGCCAGCGUGGGGGCCACGCCCGCGUCCAGCCUGGGGGAGCCCGAUGAGGACGGCAGCCACUCCCACUCCCCGGCCUCCAGCACCUGCAGCGCCACCUACAGCAACCUGGGUCAGUCCCGGGCCAGCAUGAUCCCACUGAAGCACCCCAGGAACAUCAAAGCCUCUGACGACAACCUGGCCUGGAACGAGCAGGAGGCCCUGGAGGACGGCCCCAAAGCCACGCCCCCCCCACUGCCCAAGAAGACGGUGGCCCGCGCCAACACCGAGCCCGCCACGCUGGGCAAGGAGCCCCCGGCCCCCCGACCCAAGGGCGAGGCCAAACCGGGGGGCACCAACCUGAGCGUGGCCAACCCCCUGUACGACCUGGACUCCACCUGGGAGACGGCCAGCCAGAGCUCCUCGCUCAGCUCCGAGCCCCGCCCCCUGGAGCAGGAGUCCGGCGAUUCGCUGGAGCGGCCGGCGGGCGGGCCGGGGCGGCCCACCAACAGCCUGUCGUGCCUGAGCUCCACCCCGGGCCCCGGGGCCGGCCGGGACAAGCGGGGCUGCCGCAGCGCUGAGUCGCUGGCGGGGCGGGGCCGGGCGGCGGGGCGCGGGGGCGCGGCGAAGCCCCAGAGGCCCGUGCUGUACAAGGGCACGGAGAACUGGGAGGAGGUGGUGGGCCGGAUCCGCGGCCUGCACACGGACACCCUGCGCAAGCUGGCGGGGCGGUGCGAGGACCGCUUCAUGGCGGGGCAGAAGGACCACCUGCGCUUCGGCACCGACAGCUGGUCCCACUUCCGCCUCACCACCGGCCGGCCCUGCUGCGAGGCCGGAGACGCCGUGUACUACACCGCCUCCUACGCCAAGGACCCGCUCGUCAACUACGCCAUCAAGAUCUGCAGGAGUCAGGUGAAGGAGACCCAGCAGCAGUUCUUCCACAGCCUGGCGGUGAGGCAGAGUCUGCCUGUGCACUUCAACAUCCAGCAGGACUGCGGACAUUUCCUGGCCGACGUCCCCACCCGCCUGCUGCCCUGGGAGGAAGAGGAAGAGGAGGAGGAGGAGAAGGACGGCGGAGAGCAGAAGGAAGGCGACGGGGAGGAGGGGAAGACGAAAGAGCUGAGCGAGAAGAUGAAGACCGCGGCGAAGAAGAAGAAGGAGGAGGGGGAGGAAGAGGGGGAGCUGGCGGAGGGCGGGGGCGGGACCCUGCGGAGCCGGGUGGUGGUCAUCACCCGCGAGGUGCCCUUCCAGACGGUGGCCGACUUCGUGCGGGAGGGGGCGGCGCGCCACGCCCGGAACCCGGACCUGUACGAGCGGCAGGUGUGCCUGCUCCUUCUGCAGCUGUGCUCGGGGCUGGAGCACAUGAAGCCCUACCACGUGACCCACUGCGACCUGCGUCUGGAGAACCUGCUGCUGGUGCACUGCCAGCCCGGCAGCCCCUGGAGCCCGGAGCCGGCGGAGCCCAACAACAACGCGGCCGCCCCCUGCCCCGCCCGCCUCAUCAUCAGCAACUUCUCCCAGGCCAAGCAGAAGAGCGCGCUGGCCGACCCCGGGGAGCUGCGCGACCAAUCGCGGCUGGCCCCCGAGAUCGUCACGGCGACGCAGUACCGCAAGUGCGACGAGUUCCAGACGGGGAUCCUCAUCUACGAGAUGCUGCACCGGCCCAACCCCUUCGAGGAGACGCCCGAGCUGAAGGAGAGGGAGUACACCGGCGCCGACCUGCCCCCGCUCCCCGCCCGCUCCCUGUACUCCCAGGGCCUGCAGCAGCUGGCCAGCCUGCUGCUCAACGCCAACCCGUCGGAGCGCAUCCGCAUGGGCGACGCGCGCGCCUGCCUGCAGUGCCUGCUCUGGGGCCCGCGCGAGGACCUGUUCCAGGCCCUGCGCUCGGCCCCGGGGCCCGCGCAGCGCCACGCCACGCUGCAGAACUGGCUGGACCUCAAGCGCACGCUGAUGAUGAUCAAGUUCGCCGAGCGCUCGCUGGACUCGGGCAGCGGGGUGAGUCUGGAGGACUGGCUGUGCUGUCAGUACCUGGCCUUCUCCUGCCCCGAGACGCUGGCGCGCGUGGUGCCCAUCCUGCAGCAGACGCCCACGCAGCUCUGAGGUCCCUCGGGACCCACCCUGCCAGCCUGCUGUCCGCCAUCCUCCAAACCCGCACAUGUCCUCUGAACAAAAACAAAAACAGAACAAACCACCAUCCGCUUUCUCCCGACAGAUGCAGUUUCCCGCGCUGUACUCAAAGUAUUUUUAGAUUCAUGGAUGUGUUUCGAUUUCUUUGUUGUCUUAUUGUUUUGGUUUUUUUUUUAAUCGCUGGGUUGUGCUGAUGGUUUUAUGACUUUUAAAUCUGUUUGGCUUUGGGAAGUUACGGAACGGGGUGGCGGAAGUGAGCCUGUAGUUCUGAAGGUCCUCUGGUCUCCAUCGCACGUCUUGUCUUUCCGCGUCGUGCCUGACCGGCCCUCAACGUCUUCUCUUCCUUUGAUAGUGCGAUGCACAGUACGUUCAGCCUGGGAGGAUACGAGUGGGAAUGCUGUUCUCGAUGUUUCCAGAACUUGGCCUCUUGCUCUUUCUCGGCGUAUUCGUAACUCGCGCUCGAGUGACCUGCAGGAGCGCACGGGUGUGACACGCUGAGGUGCAAUUUGGGACGGAAGGCAGGGCUUCCUGGUGCCGGGGUCGGAGAGAGGGAGAGAGGGAGAGAGAGAGACUGUUGUUCAGGCUACCUCGGCGUCAGUGAGCAAACCACCUUCUCAUCAUUCUCACACCAUGUCAGGCAGCAGGUCCUCAGUGUUACUGCGGUCUCAGGAGGGGUCUCCAUAAGGUCACUCUCACCGCUGAAUACUAACAGUGUCCUUGGGUAUGGCACCACGGCAGCCAGCAGAUCUCUGGCAAACACAUCACUUUACCAGAGCCCAGCUCCUUUAUGGAAGCGGAAUGUAAGGCAAUAUAUUGCAAUGAAUUUUUAAAAUGUAUAUAAUAUAUAAAUAUAGAUAAUUAUAGACAUAUGUCAGUGUAUUUAAAAAUAUAUAUUUCAAUAUCUGAGAAUGACAUGAAUUUGCAUAUUUGCCCCUUGAAUUGUACAAUAUCCUGAUUCCUCCCCCCCACAGUAUAUUUUCACUAUGUUCUGUUUCCAUAAGGGCGGUUCUGGGUGCUGCUUUGAGUUCAGGACUAGCCCCGCUCUAGUCUGAACGUGUAGAGAAAGUCGACUGCAAAGUUAACGCUGCGUUAAGCUCUCCAACCUGAACACGGUCUUCCCCCGGUUAGCCUGAACAUCCAAUGGUAGAAAUAAGUGGUUUCUGUCAUCUUCCGUGAGCCACACACGCUCCAUAGAUUCCCUUCAUCACAAUCAUCCGAUUACCUGAGAAUACCUUAGAGAAAGAACAACGACAGCCAAUUCCCUGUCAGCAACCAGUGACAAAACACAGGCGCCUCAUUGCUUUUCAGUGUCAACGUCGAGGCUAAUGGCGGUCAAGCUUAAGAACCCGGUAUCUUGUGCUCGAAUUGAGAAGAGAGAGCACAACUUCAUCAUAUCGCAUUGCUUAUUUGCCGGCUUAUUUCGAAGGUACCAUAUAAAAUUCACUUUUCUAUUUUUGUGCCACAGAUUAUAUUUAUGCAAAAUUUGAAUGCCAAAGAUGGACGACCCAAGUAUGUAUGAUGUCUGUGUUUCGCUGUAGGACUGCCCUUGAGAAUGCCACAGGUUGUAGUCCGUCACUGAAAAGUCGUCAUAAUCACCUGUAAUGAAGUGACCUUACGCUAUAGAAACAUAUUACUGUCUUUAUCUGAAAAUUAUCCAUUGUCAAAAUGUUCUUUUCUCACUUCUUCUUUUUUUCUUUUUUUAUUGUAUCAUUUGUUUGGUUAGCGUUGUCCUGCAUUGUCCUUGUUAAAACGCCUAGGGUCAUCCCUGUUUUCUCCAUCAAAACUUCAAGCAAAAGCAGAGGUCAGAAAAGUUCUGUUGAUCUGUUAUUCGGAGAGGGGGGGGGGGGGGUGUUGAAUCCCUAGAAAAAGAUACUUUUUACUUUUGGAUAUACGUGCAAUUAUUGUAAAUGUGUUACCUUGGCAAAUGACAGUAUUUAAAGGUAUGUAUGUACUCCAUAUUACAGCACACCCUCUGUUAUCUUCACUUUCCCUACGGGCACAUAACUGAGACGUAUAACAGACGGCACAUGGUUCAUCCUGUGAGGAGAGGCCCAGCGAUGAGGACCGCAUCCUGGGCUCAACUUGGAUUGUAUGCAUGAGGGACUGCAUGGUUUUUCACAUUUUGAAUCGUUUCUGUCUGCUUUAUUUCUCUCUCUCUCACUCUCUCACUCGUUAUAACGGCUCGGACUGAUCAGAGAUUGCACACCUUCAUUAAGAGCGGAGAAACACGUGCUCCUGGAUCGAGCUGAGGAGACAGAGGCAGGACACCUCGAUGGGGGGAAGCACACGAGCUGCCAUUUUGAUUACAGGGUGAAUGUGGAAUGUACGAGUCUGUUACGAGUCAUCCCCAAUCCCGGCAGGCUGAACCACUAUGCUGUGCACGAGGGGCGUGGAUCAGUGGACAGUGAGCACUACCUGUACAACCCCUCCUUCCCCAGCCACUAAACACCCCCCCGAGCCCGGCAACAUGCACUGUUCCGCCCUUAAGCCCCGCCCUUCCACCCGGCUGAUCUUCAGAAGCGUUGACGAUUGGUUAAAAACUUCCCUGGGGGAACAGGUACACGCACGCACAUGACAGCAAGCCGGUUUCACAGAAGUCCCCGGCUAGUAUUUUUACCUUUCAGAAGUAUUUAUUUUAUACAGGCACAGAAAUGGCCGCACGGACGUAAUCAUGCACGUGACUGACGGUGUGGUGGAGUGAGUUGUCUGUCGAUGAACUGGGCUGUAAGCGGAGCGGGACGUGGACUGGAUGUUUUUAGGGGAGCGAGUGUCUGUACCCACGGGGAGAUGCUCCUCCAGGGCACACUGGCUCCAAGCUGCUGCUGGAAAAUGACCUACAGUGGAAGAGACUGGACUGCACAGGUGGCUGUCCUCCCUUUCUGUGGAGUGUUUUUUUUUUUCCCAAUGUAGACGAUGCUUACGAUAUAUAUCUAUGUAUAUAUACUGUAUAUACGCUCAGUAAGCACUUUAUUAGGUAGGCCUGUACACCAGCUUGUUAAUGCAAGUAUUUAAUCAGCCAAUCAUGUGGCAGCAACUAAGCAAGCAUACACGCAUGCAGACAUGGUCAAGAGGUUCAGGUGUUUUUUUUUUCAACAAAAUGUCAGAAUGGGGAAGAAAUGUGCUCUAAGUAACUUUGACCGUGCAAUGACAGGGUGGUUUGAGUAUCUCCAAAACUGCUGAUUUUCACACACAACGGUCAUUUGAGUUUGCAGAUAAUGUUGCGAAAAACAAAAAACAUACAGUGAGCAGCAGUUCUGCAGGCAGAAACAUGUUGUAAGUGAAUGAGAGAGGUCAGAGGAGCAGGGCCAGACUGGUCAAAGCUGGUCAAACUGGUCAAAGCUGACAGAAAGGUGACACUAAUGCAUUACAGUGGUAUGCAGAAGAGCAUCUCUGAACAUACAAGGCAUCAAACUUCUAAGUGGGUAGGCUACAGCAACAGAAGACCAAUACGUCAAAAAAAUCCAAUAAAUACCUAAUGAAGUGCUUACUUGAGUGCAUAUUGCACUGGUACCCAUCUGGCCAGACUGGCAUGGUCUAAUGUGCAAACUAAACCAGAAAAGCUUUAUUGUUUUUGUGUUUUUAACCAAUCUUGUACUGUGGGACAGUUUUGGGAUGGACUGCGAUGCCUUUGUCAGUAUGACCCCCUGUGUACAGUGCAGAGCACUAACGGCGCAGACGCGAGGAGGGGGACUUUAUUUGCACAGUGUCUGAGCGGAUGAGGGACAGCUGGCCGGGGGAAGCGUUUCGGGACUGCACUCCACGCCAGCGCGCUGCGUCACUCGCCGGUCUUCAUCAGCAGCGGAGCCUGGCUGCUGUUCGCCAUCGCAUUGUAAUAGCCACUGAACACGCGGGAGGGCUCUCCGCUUCUAUAUAUGUGUAUAUCUCUCGGCGUAUUGCCACUCGUUGUUGAUCAAGUUAACCAACAGUAACAAAACAAUAAAUAUAUGUUUUUAUAUA
Messenger RNA from Conger conger (European conger), 10216 nucleotides. It is a transcript of the gene peak1, whose product is annotated as pseudopodium-enriched atypical kinase 1. The record is from RefSeq and is a predicted model, not a curated record. The transcript has 8 exons. The coding region runs from base 614 to 6232 and encodes 1872 amino acids. Gene Ontology annotation, molecular function: protein kinase activity; ATP binding. NCBI's taxonomy places the organism in Eukaryota, Metazoa, Chordata, Actinopteri, Anguilliformes, Congridae. Gene Ontology annotation, biological process: protein phosphorylation.